AACGACACGCAUAAACACAACGCUCCCAUCCAUGCUGAAAAAAAUCAAACUGGAUAGUAGCCGGCUGUGAAAACAAUACAAAUAUUUUAUACAAAAAAAAAACUUUUAUGUCAAACUUUAUACAUUUUAAUUCAAGCUAUAUUGCUUUUUUAUAAUUGCUAUAUUAUGAACGAAUUAAAAGGCAGGUUUGUAAAUAUUGUGCUCAGUGUUGAAGAAGGACGAGGUUUUGAUCUGGUAAAAUGUCCGUUCUACGUUACCGCGAGUUUUCAUGGACGCAAAAUGGACUCGGAUAUCGUGGAGGGAGCAAAUGUGGUAUUCAAUACCGAGAUGGUUUGGGAGACAGAAAAGAAACUUCUGCGAAAAGUGCGCGGUUCCUAUUCCAACAUACGCUUAGAAUGCUUCACCAGUGAAGGAAAAUUACUGGGCUUCACCUUGGUCUGUUUACGCAGUGCCAAGAUUGUACCAAUGUCUAAAGUUAACCUCACAGAGAUAAAUCCCAUAUGGACAAAGCUAGUUAGCGUCCCCAAUGAAAUUAGAAAAAGCACUCCCGAAUUGGCCGUAUUUUUGCUAAUCCGAGAUUUCGUCCCGAACAUGCCACCAAACUCACCACUGCAGAAAAUCUAUCCCAGCCCUGAUCUGCCCGAACUUCCAUCACUUCAAUUUCAACAGAUUCGAGUGCCCGUAAAAUAUUCCGAAGAAGGUUACAUUCAGCUUGGCAACCCGGAAGAUUGUAAACUUAAAUUCCAACUUAAAUUAACCUUGUUAAUCGGGUACGACUUGGACGUUAUAAUGCCCGAAAGCAUCAUCUUCGGAAACACUUCUAAGACUUUUCACCUAUCAGUUGAAAUAUUUGGGCUGGAAGUAAAAACACGUAAAAUAUCUGAGAAUGUAUAUGCUCCAAUGGUAAUUUUCAACGAAUCUAUAGUCAUCAAUCUGAUGUUGUCGCACUACGACCUAUUGGGCACUUACUUCCAGCAGUAUCCUGUGAUCAAAGUAAAAUUCAACAUUGAGAACGAUAUGCUGGCUGUGGCCGACAUAGAUAUGAAACAACUGAACCUAGAUUUACCCGAAGUCAUCUUUAAUGAAUGCAAACGAAGAUUCGAAAUGGAGCAGGUAUGUUUUUUCGAUGGGUACUAUAGAGCAUCCUGUUCUACCCAAGAAAUGCGCAGAGCAACCAUUUCAGUCAAAUGCGUCCUCGAGGGGGUGGAUUCCUUUGAAAAUAAGCAACAAGAAACUACAUCAAAUGAGGCGACAAUAUGCGGGCCUAAUGAAAUCAAUAGCCCCAUGAAUCAAGCUGGAGAUGGUCUCGUCUCUGGACCGGUUGAACUAUCUCUCACUCAUAGACCACAAAGCUUUUACUUAAGCAGCGAUAGUAAUAGCACCAUCAAUUCUGAUGAUCUACGUGACCACAUCGAGCACUACCAGCAGUUGCUCUUAGAGAUGAAGGUGGAAUCAAUUAUGUGGAAAGCCGUCUUGAGCUCAAGAAGAUUCAUUUUUAAAUUAAUGCAUCCAACAAUCAACAGUGCUCUCGGAAAAGAGAUCGAAAUCGACACAUAUCCACAUAAGGAAAUUCGAAUUAAAGGAGUUGAAUGUAACGUCAGCAUGGUGGCUUUAAAUUCACGUAUAAACUACAUGAUUGUGAAUUACACUCCAAAGCUUGAACUCUAUGACGCCGAAGAGCAGGCACUGAUCGGAAGCAUGGGCACGAUCGAUUUCACAAGAUUUCAUAUAAAUAAGUCUGGCCCGCCCUACGAUGUGAUGCUCCUAGCGCCAUCGGGACAAGAAAUCGGCACCCUGUAUAUCACAGUCAUGGCGAACGUAAUGAGCGAUGUACUUGCAGAACCUCCUGCGCUAUUCCACCUAUCGCCCACCAUUUUGGACGAAACUAUUAUCAUGCACACACUCGAUGAAUUAAAUGAUUGGCAAAUAAAGAAGUGCGAAGAAAUCGAAGCAACUCUCGAUGCACAAAAAGAAUUGGAAAUGAAGCGCCUCAGCGCUGAGUUUCGUACAAAGACGUUGCCGCUCCAGGAAGACCUCCUAAAGAAUCUUGAGAAAUGCCGUACUCUCGUAAAGCGCCAAGAAAAACGUAAGCAACUUGAUACCAUUGAUCUCGAGGUGACCAAUCUAAUGAAAACCCAGGAGUACAGCAUCAUAAUGGAGAUUCAUAAGAAUACCAUCAAGUUUCAACUUUCCGAUAAACAAGAACUUAUUGAAAUAAUAAGCGAAUUAGAGUUGAAGCACACCAUUUUGCGCGAAAUGUUGAGUGAACAAUCACUCCAAAUGCAAGAGUUGAAGGAGACGCAGCUGACUGCCGAACAGACCAAGAUCUUGUUGACAGAUCUACGGGCAAUGGAACAAAAAUGCGAAAUUGCCCAACAAGACAAAAAUUACUUUAAGAAAGAGUACGAGAAAGCCAUGAAGGAAGUGCACAACCUAAAACUCGACCAUCAUAGAAACAUCGCGUCGAAGAUACACAAUGACAAACAAGCCUUAAAUAUAUUGGUGACUUUACCAGCGUUAAAUAACAAUGCAAAACCUAGUCGUGGGCCAGGGACAAAACCAUUAACCAAAACGAAAAGUGCAAGUAACCCGCCAUAUAGAGCAGGGUCGCGUCCAGUUAGUCGUCGAUCGGCACGGGGCGACGACACGAAACCCAAAACCUCAGAUGAUCAAACUAACAAGGAAGUCUAAUUCUGGCCCAACACUAAACUAUCAUUUAUUUAUUUUCUUGAUUCUAUGGCGCUUUUGCCUGUACAAUAUGAAAAAUUGAAUAAAAUUGAAUGCCUCGUAA
This is a messenger RNA of Dalotia coriaria, 2791 nucleotides long. RefSeq lists its product as uncharacterized. The record is from RefSeq and is a predicted model, not a curated record. Gene Ontology annotation, cellular component: centriole; centrosome. Gene Ontology annotation, biological process: positive regulation of centriole elongation; interkinetic nuclear migration; centrosome cycle. The transcript has a single exon. Bases 166 to 2691 code for a protein of 841 amino acids. NCBI's taxonomy places the organism in Eukaryota, Metazoa, Arthropoda, Insecta, Coleoptera, Staphylinidae.